Molecule: messenger RNA, 2136 nt
Organism: Phlebotomus argentipes
Lineage: Eukaryota; Metazoa; Arthropoda; Insecta; Diptera; Psychodidae
Gene: Stam
Product: signal transducing adapter molecule 1
Exons: 3
Coding region: 177-1868 (563 amino acids)
Biological process (GO): protein transport to vacuole involved in ubiquitin-dependent protein catabolic process via the multivesicular body sorting pathway
Cellular component (GO): ESCRT-0 complex
Molecular function (GO): ubiquitin binding; phosphatidylinositol binding
Source: RefSeq, a predicted model, not a curated record
GUCAUUGUACUGUCUGGCGAUCAUUAUUGUGUGUGAAUUGCAGUGAGAUUUUCCGCAUUUUCCUCCUCAAUUUCAUGCACUUUCCACGUAAAUUUGGCAGAGUUGUGUUCACGGAACAGCCAAGGAAGCACUGAUAGCAAAAUUUGUGGUAGAUUAGGCGGGAGAAUAGGUGAAAAAUGGGCUUAUUUGGCGCUUCGUCACCUUUCGAUACUGACAUUGAAAAAGCCACCAGCGAGAAGAAUACGACAGAACAAUGGGGGGUGAUAAUGGAUAUAUGUGAUAAAGUCGGAUCGAGUUCCAUAAAUGCCAAAGAUUGUCUCAAGUCCAUCAUGAAGAGAUUAGCCCACAACGAUCCCCAUGUCGUCAUCCAAGCCAUCACCCUCCUGGACGCCUGCGUGAACAACUGCGGCAGGAAUUUCCACCUGGAAGUCGCCUCCAGGGAGUUUGAGAAUGAGUUCAGGCGCAUCGUGUCGAAGAAUUCGGCUCCGGUGACGGGAAAACUCGUGGGAUUGCUGAAGAAGUGGUCCGAAGACGAGUUCAAGACAGAUCCACAGCUCAAUCUCAUUCCCUCAUUCUACCAGAAGCUGAAAUCCGAGGGUCUGGAGAGCAGCGACGCGGCCGACAAGCCAAAGCCGCAGCCCACAUUCAGCAAGGACCCGAACGUGGUGCAGAGUCAGCAAGAGGCGGAUGACAUCGCCAAGGCGAUUGAGUUGUCGCUGAAGGAGAGCAAGACAGCCUCGCCCAAGGCCUCGGCGGGUGGCGCGUCCUCAUCUUCAGUGCUCUAUCCACUCAUUGGCAUGUCCGGCGGCGGCAGCUUCACUUCCUCCGCGGCAUCCGCCGCCGCACAGGAGCCGCGCAAGGUGCGCGCUCUGUACGACUUCGAGGCCGCCGAGGACAAUGAACUCACGUUCACGGUGGGCGAGAUCAUUCACGUGCUGGACGACAGCGACCCGAACUGGUGGAAGGGAUACAAUCAGCGCGGCGAGGGUCUCUUUCCCUCCAAUUUCGUCACGGCCGAUCUGAGUGUAGAGCCCGAGGCGAUGCGCCUGGAGAAGGUGAAGAAGUCGGUGCAAUUCGAGGACGAGUCGCUGCCCGACGAGGAAGACAAGCAGGAGCCGGUGGAGAUCAACGAGGAGAAGAUUGACAGGCUGCUGCAUCUGCUGCACGAGGCGAAUCCCGAGGAUCCCAGCCAGGACACGCCUGAGAUGCUGGCGCUGGAGCUGCAGGUGAACCAGAUGGGGCCGCUAAUUGACGCCGAGCUGGAGCGCGUGGACAGGAAGCACGCUCAGCUGACGCAGCUGAGCAGCGAUCUCGUGGAGGCGAUCAACCUCUAUCACACGCUGAUGCGGGAGCCCGAGAAGCCGCCCAGCUACAUGCCGCCGGCCUUCAGCCAGCAGCCUACGUCGAUGUACAUGCCGCAGUCGAUGCCCGGGAUGUACGGAAUGCCGCCAGGCGGUCUCUAUCAGCUACCGCCGGCGUCCAGUGGUCCCGGAAUGCCUCCACCGGCCAUGCAAAUGAUGUCUCAUCCGCAGCACGCUCCGCCGCCUCACAUGCUGCACCAGGCGAUGGCCGGCAUGAGUCUGGCCACGAACGUCACACCGUCGAUGCCGCCGCAAAGCCAGGCGCCCGUGCCCGUGGCCGUGCCGCCGCAGAUGCAGAACGGACAUUCCUCGGCCGUGCCGCCGCCGGGACACAGCUUCCCACAGGCUUUUGCUGGACAGCAGCAAAUGCCGCAAAUGCAAUCGCAGAUGCCGCCGCAGGGCGUCUUCAUGGGCGGCCCCAUGUUCCGGCCGCCGCAAUCCAUGGACGGCGGUGGUGUGCCGAUGCCGGACAAGACCAACAUUCCCGUGUAUCAGCAGCAGCGGUAAACACACGCGCACGCCUUCUCGCCGCCCCCUCAGCAUCACCCCGAACAUCCUUUCCUCCUUCUUUUUUUUUGUAUAAAUCGCAAGUCCUGCAAGUCAUUGGCCGGCGCAACGCCGGCUGUUUAGCAUGAUUAUACUGUUCAUUUGGCGAUUGAUUUGAGGUGACAAAUAGUGUUGCAGGAAGUUGCACUUGUCUCUAUGUAUAAAUUACUUGAUAUUUAACUAUAUUAUUGUGAAAGAAUUAUUGAUAAUCGUACUAUUGACUAAAUAA